Equus quagga is the source of this 2999-nucleotide messenger RNA. It is a transcript of the gene GTPBP2, whose product is annotated as GTP binding protein 2. Gene Ontology annotation, biological process: translational elongation. Lineage: Eukaryota; Metazoa; Chordata; Mammalia; Perissodactyla; Equidae. Gene Ontology annotation, molecular function: translation elongation factor activity; GTPase activity; GTP binding. The coding region runs from base 87 to 1898 and encodes 603 amino acids. The record is from RefSeq and is a predicted model, not a curated record. The transcript has 12 exons.
UGGCAGUAGGGGCGGCGGCAGUGGCAGCGGCUGCGGUGGUGGUGGCGGGGGGGAGGGGCCGGGCGGGGGGCUGGCGGCAGCGGCGGAUGGACUCGCGGGUAUCGGAGCUGUUCGGCGGCUGCUGCCGGCCCGGAGGGGGCCCGGCCGUGGGCGGAACCCUCAAGGCUAGGGGCGCCGGCGGCGGCAGCAGUGGCUGCGGGGGCCCGAAGGGGAAGAAGAAGAACGGAAGGAACAGAGGGGCCAAAGCCAACAAUCCUCCGUACCUGCCCCCCGAGGCUGAAGAUGGAAACAUCGAAUAUAAACUGAAGCUGGUGAAUCCAUCCCAGUACCGCUUUGAGCACCUGGUGACACAGAUGAAGUGGCGGCUCCAGGAGGGCCGCGGUGAGGCUGUCUACCAGAUUGGGGUAGAGGACAAUGGGCUGCUGGUGGGGCUGGCUGAGGAGGAGAUGCGGGCCUCCCUCAAGACCCUGCACCGGAUGGCAGAGAAGGUUGGGGCAGACAUCACUGUUCUCCGGGAGCGAGAAGUAGAUUAUGACAGCGACGUGCCCCGGAAGAUCACUGAGGUGCUGGUGCGAAAGGUCCCUGACAACCAACAGUUCUUAGACCUCCGUGUGGCCGUCCUGGGGAAUGUGGACUCAGGGAAGUCGACUCUGCUUGGAGUCCUGACCCAGGGAGAGCUGGACAAUGGGCGGGGCCGGGCUCGACUCAACCUUUUCCGCCACCUGCAUGAGAUUCAGUCUGGCCGAACCUCCAGCAUCAGCUUCGAGAUCCUGGGCUUUAACAGCAAGGGAGAGGUGGUGAAUUACAGUGACUCACGGACCGCAGAAGAGAUCUGUGAGAGCAGCUCCAAGAUGAUCACCUUCAUCGACCUGGCAGGCCACCACAAGUACCUACACACCACCAUCUUUGGCCUCACCUCAUACUGUCCCGACUGUGCCCUGCUCCUCGUCAGUGCUAACACUGGGAUUGCCGGCACCACAAGGGAACAUCUGGGGCUGGCCCUGGCCCUGAAAGUGCCCUUCUUCAUCGUGGUCAGCAAGGUGGACCUGUGUGCCAAGACCACAGUGGAGAGGACGGUACGGCAGCUAGAGCGGGUCCUCAAGCAGCCUGGCUGCCACAAGGUCCCCAUGCUGGUCACCUCCGAGGAUGAUGCUGUCACUGCUGCCCAGCAGUUUGCCCAGUCCCCCAAUGUCACCCCUAUCUUCACACUGUCCAGCGUGUCUGGAGAGAGUCUGGACCUACUCAAAGUCUUUCUGAAUAUUCUGCCGCCACUCACCAAUAGCAAAGAGCAGGAGGAACUCAUGCAGCAGCUCACAGAGUUCCAGGUGGAUGAAAUCUACACAGUACCAGAGGUGGGGACAGUUGUUGGAGGGACACUUUCCAGUGGGAUUUGCCGUGAGGGGGACCAGCUGGUGGUGGGCCCCACGGAUGAUGGCUGCUUCCUGGAGCUGAGAGUAUGCAGCAUCCAGCGCAACCGCUCUGCCUGUCGUGUGCUUCGAGCUGGUCAGGCUGCCACAUUGGCCCUCGGGGAAUUUGACCGUGCACUCCUUCGCAAGGGCAUGGUGAUGGUGAGCCCUGAGAUGAAUCCCACCAUCUGCUCAGUGUUCGAGGCAGAAAUAGUCCUGCUGUUCCACGCCACCACCUUCCGGCGAGGCUUCCAGGUGACAGUACACGUGGGCAACGUACGUCAGACGGCAGUGGUGGAAAAGAUCCAUGCCAAGGACAAGCUGCGGACAGGGGAGAAGGCAGUGGUACGUUUCCGUUUCCUGAAACACCCAGAGUACCUGAAGGUGGGUGCCAAGCUGCUGUUCCGGGAGGGUGUCACCAAGGGCAUCGGCCAUGUCACUGAUGUGCAAGCCAUUGCAGCAGGAGAGGCCCAGGCCAACAUGGGCUUCUGAACUCCUCCAGGCAGGCACAGCUCUAUUGCUGUCCCUACAAUACAUAAGGUGACUUCCGGCUGCCCCAUGUUGGCGGCUCUGUGUAUUAAUAGGCUAGGGAGAGAGGGGUGCUCUCUGCCACUUGCUCCCUGCCACCUUUCUGGAGCAGUACCAAGCUUGGUGUGGCCAGGGAGGGGCAGUCCUGAGGGAGAAGACAGGAGAAUUCAGGGCAGUGUUCAGCGGCUUUGUCCACCUGGUUGGCUCAUCAACCCGUGCAACCCCAUGGCCUGUCCACUGGAAGGAGCUGACUGUUGCCACCUCGGCCCCACUGUCAGGACUGGGCAUGAUUCGCCAGUGUGGUCCCUGCACUUCAGGAAUUGUCACAACAACUGGGGGUGGUCCUCGAAAGCACUCCUUUUUCUAUACCUCUUCUCAAGGCCAUGUAAGUUGCCCAUCUCUACCUGACUGUGGACAAAAGACAUCUGCUCCUGGCCAUCUGGUGGCCCAGGGUCUGAAGAAAUGGCACAGCGACAGUUAGUGGCUGUGCUCCUACCCUGUGCUGAGACCUGAGGCCUAUUCUUCAGCUUUAUCUCUGUUCCCUUCUUCACUCAAGGGCCAUUUCCCCAGAUUGUCCUCUCAUAGGCCCCACAGGUGCUAUUUGUUGUGCUGGCCCAGGCGUGGGGCUGCCAAGCGAAGGCUCGGCAUACCGAAGGUCAGCUGCAUGUCAAUCAGUCUUGUCCUCCCCUUUGCAGUGAUCUGUUGGUUUUAAUGCUGGAUCAAACAGUAUGUUUUCCUUUCCCAAACUGGUGGUGGCUGGGGACCUGACCCACAGCUCCCCAUCCUGCCACCCUCACCCCACUUCCUGCUCCCCCGUAAGUCCUCUCUUGUUUUAGUAAUUUGCAGUGACCAUCCCUUUCCCUCUGUUGCAGGGAACCUGGAGGAAAGGGAAAGAUGUUGCCAUAUUUCUACUUUUUAGGGCAUGGACUCCCUCCUUUCCCUUUUUAGUGUCCUGGGUUCCCAUGGACUCAGGGAUUUGUUGGUUGAGGUUUCUCUGCAUAUAAAUAUACAUAUAUAUUUAAAUACACAUAUAUAUAUUGUACAGAAUAAAAAUGUUUUAUUGAA